Oryza sativa Japonica Group (Japanese rice) is the source of this 2164-nucleotide messenger RNA. RefSeq names its product UDP-glycosyltransferase 73B5. Gene Ontology annotation, molecular function: UDP-glucosyltransferase activity. Lineage: Eukaryota; Viridiplantae; Streptophyta; Magnoliopsida; Poales; Poaceae. The record is from RefSeq and is a predicted model, not a curated record.
AGGACAGCUUCAACUCUGAAGCGCGCACCCAGCCACAACAAAGCCCUGCCAUGGCCGCCUCAGCCAACCGCGCCGCCGUCAACGGCGCCGCCGGCAGCGGCGAGCCUGAGGCGAGCCGCGACCAUGUCAUCAUCUUCCCGUUCAUGGCGAAAGGCCACACGCUCCCUCUGCUCCACUUCGCCGCGGCGCUGUCGGUCCACCACAAGAGCCUCCGCGUCACCCUGGUCACCACCCCGGCGAACCUCGCCUUCGCCCGCCGCCGCCUGCCGGGGUCGGUGCACCUCGUCGUGCUCCCGUUCCCGUCGCUGCAGCCGCCGCUGCUGCCGGCCGGCGUCGAGUCGACGGACGCGCUCCCUUCCAUGUCCCUCUACCCGGCGUUCCUGCGUGCCACGGCGCUGCUGCGCGAGCCCUUCGCGGAGUUCAUGGCGUCGCUGUCCUCCUCCCCGCCGCUCGUGGUCGUCUCCGACUUCUUCCUCGGGUUCACGCACGGCGUCGCGGCCGACGCCGGCGUCCGCCGCGUCGUGUUCCACGGCAUGUCCUGCUUCUCCAUGGCCAUCUGCAAGUUGCUCCCCGUGAGCCCGCCGGCCGGCGUCGAGCACGGCGCCGGCGGUGGAUCCCCUUUUCACGUGUCCGGCAUGCCGGAAAAUGUUAUGAUCACGGCGGAGGACAUACCAUAUUCCGUUGCAAAGUUCACCGACAUGGACGACCCGGUGACCCGGUUCUUGAUUGACAACGUCUUCCAGUCAGACGUCCGCAGCUGGGGCAUCCUCGUCAACAGCUUCGCCGCGCUUGACGGUGACUACGUGGCUCCAGUAGAGGCGUUCUACGAGCAGGGAGCCCGCGCCUGGCUGGUGGGGCCGCUUCUCCCCGCCGCCGGCGAGACGCCGGAGCGGGACGAGGAGAACGACGACCCCGAGGGCUGCCUCGCGUGGCUCGACGAGAGGGCAGCGCGGCCGGGGUCGGUGGUCUACGUGUCGUUCGGCACGCAGGCGCACGUCGCCGACGAGCAGCUCGACGAGCUGGCGCGCGGGCUGGUGCAAUCCGGCCACCCCUUCCUGUGGGCGGUGCGGUCGAACACGUGGUCGCCGCCGGUGGACGUGGGUCCCGACCAGGGGCGCAUCGUCAGGGGGUGGGUCCCGCAGCGCGGCGUCCUGGCCCACGAGUCAGUGGGCGGGUUCGUGAGCCACUGCGGGUGGAACUCGGCGCUGGAGAGCCUCGCCGCCGGGAAGCCCGUGCUGGCGUGGCCGAUGAUCGCCGAGCAGUAUCUGAACGCGAGGCACAUCGUGGACAUCGUCGGCACCGGGGUCAGGGUGGACUCCGGCGGCGGCGCGGCCGUCGUUGGGAGAGCCGAGGUGGAGGAGAAGAUCAGGAUGCUGAUGGACGCCGGCGGAGAGGCGGCGCAGAGGAUGCGGGCGCGGGCCGCGUGGGCCCGGCGGGCGGCGAUGUCGGCGGUGAGCGACGGCGGCACGUCGCGCGUAGCGCUGCAGAAGCUGGUCGGAGAGCUGCAGAGAAGCUACGACGAUGUCGUCAUCAAAGUUGGGUGACUCUUCACACCACAAAACGAAUUAAGAAUUUAAGAUAAUAAGAUGACGAUACUGCAUGGAGACUAUAGAUGGCCAUCUGGGCCGCCCGGCACGGCACGGCCCAAGCCCGGCCGUGCCUGGGCCGAGGCUUGUCAGGCCGGCACGGCCCGACCGAUGCACCGGGCCGUGCCGUGCCAGCCCACGGGCGGCAUACACGGCUCAGGCACGGCCCAAUACUAGUCGGGCCGGCCCGAAGGCACGAUGGGCUAUUGUUUGAGAUUAUAAAAGCUGUCGAUACAUUGUAUUUAUAAUCAUAUGGUAGCUGGUUAUAAGAGUGUGUCAUUAUUGGUUGUGGUUGUACAUGUAUCCAUCGAUUUAAACAUGUGCGGCUAUGCCGCUACCAUCACUAUAAAUAAUCUACACUUGCCAACGGCUUCAUUUGUAAUGGAUAUAUUAUUGUUACAGAGUACGAUCUUCUUAUUAUUCUUGAACGAUCAUGAUUCAUCAAAUCCAACAAUCUGUAUUCAUCUUCUAUAUCCGACUAAACGAUCCUGAUUCAUCAAAUCCAACAAUCCAUAUUCAUCUUCUAUAUCCGAUUGAACGAUUCUGAUGGACUCUACACACUACACCUCUGACCUACA